This is a messenger RNA of Spathaspora passalidarum NRRL Y-27907, 1048 nucleotides long. Its product is annotated as 60S ribosomal protein eL21. The coding region runs from base 35 to 517 and encodes 160 amino acids. Gene Ontology annotation, cellular component: cytosolic large ribosomal subunit; ribosome. Lineage: Eukaryota; Fungi; Ascomycota; Pichiomycetes; Serinales; Debaryomycetaceae. The record is from RefSeq and is a predicted model, not a curated record. The transcript has 2 exons. Gene Ontology annotation, biological process: translation. Gene Ontology annotation, molecular function: structural constituent of ribosome.
UAGACUAGUGCUACGUAAAUAACAUACAAAUACAAUGGGUAAAUCUCGUGGUUACAGAUCAGGUACUCGUUACGCUUUCCAACGUGACUUCAAGAAGCAUGGUGCUAUUGCUUUAUCCACCUACUUGAAGAUCUACAAGGUCGGAGAUAUUGUUGAUAUCAAGGCCAACGGUUCUAUCCAAAAGGGUAUGCCACACAAGUACUACCACGGUAAGACUGGUAUUGUUUACAACGUCACCAAGUCUUCUGUCGGUGUCAUCAUCAACAAGGUUGUUGGUAACAGAUACCUUGAAAAGAGAGUCAACUUGAGAGUUGAACACGUUAAGCACUCUGCUUGUCGUCAAGAAUUCUUGAACAGAGUCAAGUCCAACGCUGCCGCCAAGGCUGAAGCCAAGGCCAAGGGUGAACAAGUCAACUUGAAGAGACAACCAGCUAAGCCAAGAGGUGCUAGAGUUAUCUCUACCGAAGGUAACGUUCCUCAAACUUUGGCUCCUGUUCCUUAUGAAACCUUUAUUUAAGUUAUUCGUGAUCGGAUAUUGUUAUUUAAAUGUAUUAGUCGGGUUAUGAUUGUAUUUGUAUACAUGUAUAGUAUUUUGGGCAAAUAAAAGAAUAUCAAGUGAGGCCUGUGUAGAGGUAUGAGAGAGCAGAGUUGAAUCGACUUGUAUCAAAAGCUCAUGUAGAUAUAGGGUAGUAAAUACAGGAAAGCGCUUUACCAGUACAGACAAGAGAUAUUGUGUGGGCUGUUACCGGGUAUCGCCCAGAUUCACCUAUUCCGGAAAAUCAGUACAAGAUACAAUUAGGCUAAACAGCCAAUUGCACGACCUAACCAAAUCUCAUAUGGGGGGGUCAGAAGCUCUCCUCAGCGUCCGUAAAUUUAGUAACAAGAAUUGUUGCGCCGGACACCGUCACCAUUAAAACCCAGCUCCUGGAAAGAAGCAUUUUCCAAAGGAAUCGUUCCCGAAGGGAACAACUCAACCUCGAAAGGGAAUUGUCGAAUGAUUUAAAACGCGAGAUUUCAUCAUGUAAGUAUAAAACUUGGAAGGUCAUAC